This is a messenger RNA of Varanus komodoensis (Komodo dragon), 1362 nucleotides long. RefSeq names its product sulfotransferase 6B1-like. NCBI's taxonomy places the organism in Eukaryota, Metazoa, Chordata, Lepidosauria, Squamata, Varanidae. The transcript is spliced from 8 exons. Gene Ontology annotation, cellular component: cytoplasm. Gene Ontology annotation, biological process: sulfation. Gene Ontology annotation, molecular function: sulfotransferase activity. The record is from RefSeq and is a predicted model, not a curated record. Bases 192 to 1136 code for a protein of 314 amino acids.
UGCUGAAAGGAAAGUGUGUCUGUACAUAGAGACCAUGACCUUGAUUACAUGCCAUGAUUUUGAUGAUCUACCUAGAUCUUGGUCUGUUCAGGAAUAGCAGCAAAUAGCAGCAAAUUCCAGUGUGCAUCAGAACUGCAGAAGAGAAGAGAAGAGAAGAGAAGAGAAGAGAAGAGAAGAGAAGAGAAGAGAAGAUGACAAAGAACAGGAAACAUGCUGUUGAAUUUUUGAACACAAUAUUAACGGAUGGAGCUAAACUGGCUCCAGAAGAGAAGCUCUUCUCCUAUAAGGGUAUUUUGUACCCUGUUACUUUUUGCUCUCCUGAAACUUUUGAAGCUCUUGAAACCUUUGAAGCCAGGGAGGAUGAUGUGAUCCUGGCAGGAUAUCCUAAAACUGGCACAAACUGGCUCGAUCAAAUUCUGUGUAGCCUGGAAACCACUGCUGCAAAAUACACGGAAGAGGAAAUUGCAAAAAGAAUUGCUCUCGAAGGGGAAUUGGGAAAACCUAUGCGCCUUGAAUUUGGGAAUGCAGAUGUAUUCAGGAGGAUGGCCAAACUACCUUCCAGAAGGAUCCUCAUAACUCAUCUCACGCCUCGUUUACUACCCCCAUCUAUUUUCAACAAGAAAGCCAAGAUACUGGUGCUGAUUCGAAAUCCAAAAGACACAGUGGUAUCUUAUUUUCAUUUUAUCAAUAAGAUGUCUUUCUUCCCUACUUCAACAUGGGAUGCGUAUUUCACAGAUUUUAUGAAUGGCAAAGUGGGUUGGGGCUCCUAUUUUGACCAGCUCAAGGAAUGGGACAAGUAUGUCGAUGAUGAAACUGUCAUGGGUAUAAGUUACGAAGAGCUAAAGGAGGAUCUGAAUUUAGGCUUGAAAAAAAUAGCUAAGUUCUUUGGGUUUUCGUUGAGCGAAGAAGAGUUUCAAAGUGUUGCAGAAAAGAGUACCUUCCAAGCUAUGAAAGAGAAAGCCCAUGAGAGCCAUGGAACAUUUGGAGACGCUCUUUUCCGCAAAGGAAGUGUUGGCGACUGGAAAAGCUUGUUCACAGAAGCUCAGAACCAAGCAAUGGAUCAAAAAUUUGAAGAAUGUUUAGCCAGUACUAAACUAGGAGCAAAAUUAAAGUAUGAGGUUUACUGCAAGAUCUGAGAAAGCAGGCUGCUUAAUGGACUGCUUUUCUGCUGUAUUUCUCCAAUAAAGGCCAUGUUAUCUUUCUAAGCAACCUGCCGCACUUCUCAGUAGAGGCAGUUGCAUCCAGCUUCAAAUGUUUUAUCUGCUUGAGUUGCAUUAUUUCAUAGUUGCACAUGCUUUAUCUGUGUGCAAGCCAGAGCCCCCGGGUGAUGCGGUGGUGCAACAAUACAAUCAGUCAAUUCUA